Penaeus monodon (black tiger shrimp) is the source of this 7309-nucleotide messenger RNA. RefSeq names its product fasciclin-2-like. Bases 456 to 4622 code for a protein of 1388 amino acids. The record is from RefSeq and is a predicted model, not a curated record. The transcript has 19 exons. Gene Ontology annotation, molecular function: protein binding. Gene Ontology annotation, cellular component: neuron projection; membrane. Gene Ontology annotation, biological process: cell adhesion. Lineage: Eukaryota; Metazoa; Arthropoda; Malacostraca; Decapoda; Penaeidae.
CGCCAUCUUCAGUCGAGCGGUGGCUGCCAGUGAGGAAAGGUCUACGUCGUCCACUCGCUGCUCAACGCCUGUGAUUUCACUCUCGGGGGAACUGGUGAUGACGGUAAUGAGGAGAUCUUGAAUGGAAUAUACCAGAUCAGAUGGGCUGUGUGCUAAGGCUCUGAGAGGUUGAGAGAUCCCAGUGGUUGGGUUGUGUUUUUUUUCGUGGGGGAUUAAAAGAAAUCUAGCAGUUUUUUGAAGGAAAGAAAUCGGAUAAAAAAAUUGAUCUUUUCUCGCCUCCCCCUUUUAAGAAUUCGACGCAGGUGUGAAACUGUUUAUGGGGAAGUGCAAAAUCUCGCGACGUGUGACCACAUUUUCCUCUGGGGGAAGUGUACUAACUCACCAGCAGUGAGAAGAACAAGGAAUCGCCACUGAGACCGCUGGUAGUUAAACAGCUGGACCAGAGCGCCUUCGCCAUGACGGGACUACGCGUCGCCUUACUCGCUCUGGCGUUAUUACAUGUAAGCGUGGCCCAGGAGCCGACCCUCCAGGUGCUGCCGUCCAACAUCCUCAAGCCCCUGGGCGACAGAGCCUACGUGUCCUGCAGCGCCGUCGUCGACAACCCGGAGCUGGUGACGGAGAUGCAGUGGUCCGGACCCAACGGCCAGGAGAUACCCAACGCCGAGGGCACACUUGAUGGCAGGAUCAUCGCCCUGGAGAGCAUCGAGGGCUCCGGGAAGCUCGACCUCAUGAUCCAGAACCUGCGGGAGGAGGACUCGGGCGAGUACGAGUGCACCGCCGUCUACGCCGGCAACCAGAAGCUGUCGGUGAAGCUCAUGGUGGACUUCUUCGUGGACAUCGACUUCGGCGACACGCCCGUCGUCCAGACGCCCAUCAUCAACGAGGAGUCCAAGAUCCGCUGCAACCCCAAGUCCAAGCCGCCGCCGCAGGUGGACUGGCUCAAGGACCUGCUGCCUCUCAAGAGCGAUGGAAAUCUCGUCAUCCAGCAAGACGGCGUGCUGAUCAAGAAGGUGAGCGAGGCCGAUGAGGGCACAUACAGGUGCCGCGCGCGAGUGCCCGAACUCGGCUCCAUCGACUUCAGGGACAUCCAGGUGGAGGUGCACAUCCCGCCCUCCAUCGACAAGCGCCCCGUCGACGAGAAGGGCGUGGAGAAGGCGUCCGUGACCUUCGAGUGCGGAGCCACCGGCAAGCCCGCGCCCACCUACUCUUGGGUCAACAAGGACAACACUCCCCUCGAGGGCGUGGAAGGCUACUACGUGGACACCGAGAAGGGCGUCCUCACUAUCAUGGACCUCCGGCCAGACCACACCGGGAGGUACCGCUGCACCGCCGAGAACCCCGCAGGAGCCGACACGGCCGACGCCACGUUGCAGGUCCUCACGAAGCCCAAGGUAGAGCAGUACCUCAACGUGACCCAGGAAGUCGACAGCGAUCUGGAGAUGCGCUGCGUUGCCACCGGCGACCCCAUGCCCAAGAUUAUCUUCCAGAAGUUCUCCAAUGACCACCCGUUCACUGAUGGCAUUAACAACGACGACAGAAUCGAAGUCGUGCAGACGGAAGACGACCAGGGCCGCCGCGUUGGCAUCCUCAAGAUUCGUGGAGUAGUGCGCGCUGAUGAUGGACUUUACACAUGCACUGCUACCUCAGAAGGUGGAGAAACACAAGUGUGGGGCCAUAUCACUGUUGAAUUCAUGCCUACCUUUGAAGAUCAGGUCAGGGAUGUUGAAUGGUCUUGGCAGCAGCAACCAGUCAAUCUGACAUGUAUUGCCACAGCUAUUCCUAAUGCUACAAUUCAGUGGUAUCUGCGUAAUUCUGAAAUCGACAAAGAAGACCCUAAUUUGGAAGUCCUCUCCUUUGGUCCUGUGGGAGUUCUGAGGGUCACCCCAGUCAGAAACGAGUACUACGGUGAUUAUGCUUGUGAGGCCACAAACCGACUGGGAAUGAAGGAAUUUGACAUCAAACUGAAGGAAGCCCAUGUGCCUGGACCAGUAGCCAGUGCCAAGGUUCAGAAAAAGACAGCAACAACCAUUACGUGGAACAUUGUGGGACCAGUUGAUGAUGGUGGCCUACCUGUCUUGGGUUACCUUGUGGAGUAUCGCAUGAAGGACCUUCCAUGGGACAAUGCAGUCUCUCAUUAUUGGACUAAAGAUCAGACCUACACACUGGAUAAACUGCAGCCACUUCAGACUUAUGUGUUCCGUUUUGCUGCAAGAAGUGAGGUUGGCGAAGGAGAAUGGAGUGGUGAGAAGGAAGAACAAAUGCCACACAUCUCAGUUCCCGAAGAGCCUCUAAUCUUUGAUGUUGAAGAGGGUGUGACAGCCAUCCCAUACCCCAACAAGUUCACUCUUCGAUGGCAACCACCUCUGGAUAAUGGUGAACCUAUUGAUUUGUUCCAAAUCAUGUAUUAUCAGGUGCAAAAUGCAUCAGGUCAGUGGGAGAGCAUUGGCACCAAAAAUGCCGAGGAAGUAGAAUACCCAGCUACAGUCUACACGAUUACGGGUCUUCGAAGCAGCACUUUUUACAAGAUUGAACUGCGAGCGCAUAAUGCUAUUGGAUUUUCUACCCCGGCCGAGGCAGUCAUCAAGACUGCGCAUGAUCCAUCGGCGCCGCCAGGUAGCGGGUCGGGGUCGCCAGUGCAGUACAGUAGCGUUGCCCCCUCCAUCAGUGCCCCCGCCCACGGCAACGAUGAGGCCGAGGCAUCAACAGCCAGUCCGGGAGUGGGACUCAUCGCGGGCAUUGUCGUCAUCGCUGUACUCGUCAUCGUUGUCAUUGCUGACUUGACAUGUUACUGUACCAAUAAUGCUGGUUUGACUGCGGCUGUCCUGGGUAAGCGAGGUGUCAAGGAUAAAGACAAAGAAGCCAUGCUCGAGGACGGAAAGAAUGCCAGUGCUGAUACCCUCCAUGAGGAAUCGAGGGAGGAAGGGAAAACCAUCGAUGAGAAACCUGUUCCUGAGAAGGAAGUCCCCAAAACCCCCGAGAAAAAAGUUGAAAUUAUAACUGAGAAACCAACUGAGGAAAAACAUGAAGGUAACGGACAAAUGAAGCAACAGAAGGAAGAAGAGGCAAAGCAAGAGCAACAAGAAGCUGAUGAGAAAGUUAAGGAGACAACCGAACCUACGGAAACAACCCCCAUGAUCCAAGGAAGAGGCUCUAACAGAAAAUCCAAAGUACAAGUGAGUGAAGUGGAUGUCAAGACACUUAAUGCACAAGAUCAAAGACAACGAAGGCAACAAACAUACAGCCAACAUAAUCCAGUUCCAAUUAACAUGCAAUUCAUGGGCCAAAGUGGGGAAUAUGAGAGAAGUCAAAAUGUCCGUGCCAGACAGCCUCAGAUUGUGAAAGCCAUAAUGAAAAACAAUAGCCAGAACCAGAGUGCCUAUGGACCGAGUGGUCGGCCAUGCAGUAUGGCAAUGGCACUUGAGAAUCCAGUCUUCAGAACAGGUAGCUCAAUGAAGAGUUCCAGUAGCACUCCAAUUCUUGAUCAUGAGACUUCCAGUGACUCUAUUUAUGAUGUUCCUUUCCUGGCACAACAUGCACGUCCUCCAAUUCAUUCUCCAGAAACCCCUAAACCAAGACCUCCAUUGCCAGCAAGGAAUCCAGAUACACGGCUGACUUUAGGGGGACAGUCUCAAAGUCAUGACAGACUUCUUAAUCAUGUACAAGAAUCCUCUACAGAUACAUUUUAUGAAGACCAUCCCUCCUAUUAUGGAGGACCAGGCACUUCAUACAACAUGUUAGCAAGCAGAGAGGCACUAAAUCAGGCACCAAGACCUCCCUACAACAUAUCAGCAAGCAGAGAGGCACUAAAUCAGGCACCAAGACCUCCCUACAACAUGUCAGCAAGCAGAGAGGCACUAAAUCAGGCACCAAGACCUCCCUACAACAUGUCAGCAAGCAGAGAGGCACUGAACCAGGCACCAAGACCUCCUUACAACAUGUCAGCAAGCAGAGAGGCACUGAACCAGGCACCAAGACCUUCCGACAUGUCAUUGAGAAAUGGGACAGGAAGUCCAAUGCUGUCAAGUAAUUCUAGCCAUUCUGGUAUAUAUGAGACAAUAAGUAGUCCUAGGAGAUCUCCAAGUCAGAGUUCACUAAGUACUCUCUAUCAACCAGUUCAGAAUCCUCAUUAUGAUGCAAAACCCAAAACUGCAUUUGAAAUUGCACCCUAUGAUGAUCCAGUGUCACCAAGUUCAGCAAGGAGACCUGUUGCUGGUAGAGAAGUUCAACCAAAACCCAUGCCCAGGUUACCAGGACAACCAUCAGGCCACACCUUCAGCCCUAAUGCUUCAGCACCACCAAAUGUCCAACCACCUAUCCGGCCCUCAGUACCACCACCAGCCCCACCACCUUCCACUGAAAAUAAAGAGGACAAGAAACCUCUAAAAACGGUUACAACUCUACUCUUUCGUGAACGUCCUCAGCAGCAGAACCAUAGUCAGAGCAUGGAUAAUCUCGAUGCUGCGUAUUAUCCCUCCCAACAAGACAGCCAGAGUUCGACAACAUACAGUCCACAGUCAAUUGACAUCUGCAAGAUCUCUUGGCAGCUUGUUAAGCACAGAUUCCAGCCAACGGUCAUACAAACAACCAACUAUCAUCUAAAUGCUUGCAUGCUAAUGGGGUAGAGUUAGAAUGGCUUCUAUUUUAGUGAAAAGGAUGACAAAGAAGAGAUCCUGAAGGAGGAGCAAAAGGAGGAAGAGGAGAAGCUGAAGAAAAGCGAGUCCAAGAGUAGUGUAACAAAGGAUUCCCCAGUGUAGACCUUUGUCUUCUGCUAGUCUUCAUAUUUACACUUAAAUAGACAGGCUAGAAGAUUUGUAAAACUUUGAGGAGUGAGUGAGUAAUACUUCUACUACAUGUAAUAAAGGACUUUAGCUGCAACAAGGAAAAGAAAACUAAACAAGAGAAUGAGAAAAGGUUUUUCAAGAAUAAUUGCAAUGGGUUGAAAUAAAGUUUGCCAAAGAAAGUGAACGAUGAGUAGACAAAGAGGCUAGGAUUAAUUCAUCACUAGAAAUAUAUUAGCAGCGUGUGAACUCUUAUUCUCUGGUUUUCAGGUACCAUGAACUAUUUUGAGAGUAGAAUAAUGCGUAGUAACAAAAUGACUUCUUAUUGACGUCCUUUUUGUGACUGCAUAUGGUAAAUUUAGAGAAAUAAUGUUUAGAAUGAGGGUCAGUAGUAAAUGUGAAUGCCUGUUAUAAUCCAGCAUUACUUGUGUGCAAGAAACUUCAUGUUCAUUUAUGUACUGAUGGAAGAGUUAUGUGAUUCUCAUAUUGUGAAAGCAUCAGCAAAAUAUAGUCAUAUAUUUUAGACUCCUCCCUUUUUAUGAAUAUAUAGUUCAUCAAAUGGUCAUGGAAAAGAGUCAGGCAGUAUUUUUUGUUUUACACUGCAAGGUAAAAAAAUAUAUAUAUAAUGACUUUAAAUGUGUGCAUGGAAGACUUUGCCAUCUUUGCUGUGCUGAUCAUAGCCUUAUCAUGUAAAGGAUAAUACUUUAAUGUUCACAAAUUAUUCGCAAUCUUUGGAUUUGAUGUCUGGGACAAGUUAUUCCUGUGGAUACUGUGCACUUGGUAUUGCCUCUAUGUAUGUAAUUAUAUUUUGGUUCUUUUUAUACCUCAAGGAAAAAGGAAUAAAAAUUAGGCAAUCCAAUGGCUUGCAGCUAACACAACAUUGCAUCGUCUCCAGGAAAACUUUCAACUAGGCCUAGUCAUUAUAGCAUAGCCAAUUACGAAACUGAGACGUGUGAUGCCCAUUUCAAAGUACUGUAAUUCAUCUCAGUUGCUAAGUGAAUUUGAUAUAUGGACAUUUUGCUAAUAAUUUUUACAUAUUGUUCUUGGCUAAAUAUCAACACUACCCAGAAUUAAAGAAAUUUUUUUGUUUUCUUACAUUAGAAAAUGUAUUGCAUAUGAUUGGGUGCAAUGUAGAGUCUACAAAAUGGCUUAUGGUUAAUAUUUUGAGAUUUAUAAUGGACCAAAUUGUAAUUUCUAGAUAAUUAAAAUCAGUGCACUUUAGUAUAUAAUUGAUAUUUUCAAUUCUUAAUUACCAGUGACUGUACAAACAUUUUAAUUAUUUGCUCUCUAAGAUUGACGGAGCUUAUGAAGAGUUUCUUUGAAGUUUUUUUCAUGGUUGUGUCAUAUCAACCUGGGCAAAUGCCUUAACUAGAUAAGUAUAAACUGAAUUCUUACACAGUAGUUCUGUAUUUUAAUGAUAAUAGGAUGAUAUUUGCCCAGGUGAUAUGACAACAUAUACAUACUGGGUCAAUGGUCUGAACACUCAACUCUAAAUUGUGAUUGGAUGCCCAGUCAUGACCCUUGACUAUGGUUGUUCUAAGAGUCGGUAUGUUGUCAUUACUGCACCCAUGCUUGGGAUCGUGACUGUCAUCUCGUCACACCUUUUCCAUAACUGUGUCUUAGAGUUCAAGUUGCAUCAAAUGUGACAAGGCUCUUGUGACAGAGGAGUAUUGCAAAUUCUGAAAUGACACUUUGGUGAAAGAAAUGUCUUAUUUAUUGAAAUCUACUAUAUAGCACCCUUUGGAUAUUACUUUCUAUACUGGCUGUAUUCCUAAUUCUGCAAAUACCAUUCAUAAUUUUUAAAUAUUUUAUAAAUAAUAUAAGCCUUACACAGGUUUCGAAAGUAAUUUCAUUCCAAAUAUAUUCCUAGUUAUUUACUGUAAAGCCAGCAACCAGUAACUUAAUCAGUAAUAUAACAUUCAAGUACUUACCUCUGCUCAAGUGCCAUUUAAGAAUUUGACUGCUGUAUGGCUCACCAUUUUUGCAUAAGACAGCACGUGGUUGAUAUCAUAUGGGCGGGCACACUACCCAUGAUAGUAUUGGAUAUUUUUUUUUUUUUUUUCUUAUUCUUAUCCACAGACACUGCUUUCUGCUUGAAAAAAGUUGUAAAUAUAUUAAUGUAAACAUUUUAACAUCAAUUGCUAUGUGAGAGUUUUGGCUGUGCUUGAGGAUUAUAAUGUGUGUAGCAUUUAAUGGAGAGAGUGAUCUUCUGUAUCAAAAGCAGAGCUCUCACUUACCACUAGAGAAAAAACAACUACAUAGACUUUGUCUAUCUCAUCUGUUUUGUUAUCCACAAUCUGUAUAACAUUCCUUACUACGAACUUGUUUUACAUAUUUAGAAAACAAAAAAAAGUAGACAACCCCCUUUUCUUUUCAUGUACAAUGAAUGAUGAGAGCAUUUAUAUAAACCUAUUGUAGCUGUGUCUGCCCCUACCCGUGUGUUAAUAUAAGGUCAGCUUUUUUAUUGUGAUUACGUAUGACUAAGCUUGUCUGUACUCCAGUGUGGUAAAAAUAAAAUGUCUGCUAUUAAA